GAUCGGAUUCGGGCGGCGGGGCCGGAAUCCAGGCGGAUAUCAAAUCGACCGCGGCGCACGGCGCGUGGUGCGCGACGGCGAUCACGGCGGUGACGGCGCAGAACACACGUGGCGUGCAGUUCGCGCACGCCGUCGGCGCGGAUGCCGUGGUGGCGCAAUUGAGGAGCGUGCUGAGCGACCUCCCUGUUGCCGCUGUCAAGACGGGUAUGCUGCCAAAUGCGGAGGUGGUGUCUGCUGUGUGUGACUUUAUGGAAGCAGAAGCACAAGGAGUCCCUCUGGUGGUAGACCCAGUACUCGUGGCAUCCAGUGGGGACACUCUAGCAGACAACCAAGCCAUGCAGCUGAUUCGCUCUCGCCUAAUCCCCCUGGCCACUGUUGUCACGCCCAACCUCCGAGAGGCUGAGGCCCUGCUGCUGCUUGCGCCAGGGUCCGUCCGAACAACCGAGGACAUGAGGCGAGCAGCCAAGGAGAUUCACGCUCUUGGUGCCAGGUCGGUGCUAGUAAAGGGUGGCCAUUUGGAAGGGGAAAAAGCAACGGACGUAUUCUAUGAUGGAUCGGCCUUCCAUGAGUUAUCGUCGCCCCGCCUCGCCACGACCAACACGCACGGCACUGGGUGCAGCAUGGCCGCGAGUGUGGCUGCAGGGCUGGCGCAGGGGCGAGGGGUGAAGCAGGCAGUGGUGGACGCAAAGGCCUACCUUUCCCACAUCCUCGCUAAGAGCCUCCCCAUUACCAUGGGCAGCGGCCCGCAGGGCCCUCUCAACCACCUCCCCCUGGUGUGCCAUUUCGGCCUGCCAAAUGCCCGCGCAGCCUUCCACCCAGCCCAGCUGCGGCUGUACGCAGUGACUGACUCUAGGAUGAACAAGGCGUGGGGGCGGAGCGUAGGGGAUGCGAUACGCGAGGCGAUUGCUGGUGGAGCCACGCUCCUGCAGAUCCGGGAGAAGGACAUUGAAACUGGUGACUUCGUUCAGCAAGCGGCGGAGGCGGUGGCAGUGGCGAGGGCACACGGCAUCCCGUUGGUGAUAAACGACCGUGUGGACGUGGCCCUGGCAGUGGAUGCAGACGGCAUUCACGUGGGGCAAUCCGACAUGGAUGCUGCUACAGUCAGGCAAAUCCUCGGCCCAACGAGAAUCAUCGGUGUCUCGUGUAAGAGCCGGGAGCACGCGGAGAAGGCGUGGCGGGACGGCGCGGAUUAUAUCGGGGUCGGGGGUGUAUUCCCGACAAAUACCAAGGAGAAUAACAAAACGAUUGGCGUGGAGGGGCUUGCAGAUGUGUGUCUUGUGUCGAAGCUUCCAGUUGUGGCUAUAGGGGGGAUAAAAGGAGGGAAUAUUUUGGAUGUGGUGAAAGGAGUGGCUGCUGCUGGGGCAAGUGGCACGGAUGGGGCGGCACCUGCAGGAGAAUCUUCAGGUGAAUCUAGAGACGUCUGGGAAGGGAGUGCGUGUGGAGCAUUUGGAGGGGUUGCUGUGGUGUCUGGUAUUUUCAACCAGGCAGAUAUUGUGGCAGCAACAAAGGGGCUGGUUAAAGCCCUGGAUGCUGCGGAGAAUGGCACACCUUUGUGUAAAUGA
Closterium sp. Naga37s-1 is the source of this 1562-nucleotide messenger RNA. Lineage: Eukaryota; Viridiplantae; Streptophyta; Zygnematophyceae; Desmidiales; Closteriaceae. The record is from the annotation of a GenBank genome assembly.